AUGCGUCCCACGCUCCUCCACUGCCUGCUACCAGGCCUGGCCGCAGCUGUCAACGUCGGUCCCAACUAUGAGCAUCACAUAGAAGACCUCGAUGUCGACCUCCCCUUCUCGCAGCCCGUGACGUUUGCCCAUCUCGAGUGGCAGCGCUGCCUGGCCGCGUCGCACGACAAGCCGCUCGACAUUGCCCUGCUGGGAUUCCCCUACGACACCUCCACGUCGUACCGCCCGGGCGCCCGUUUCGGUCCCCGGGGGAUCCGGGCGGGCUCGGCGCGCGAGAAGAAGGGCCGCAGCUACAACACCGUGUGGGGCGUCGACCCGUACGAGCAGGGGCUCGAGAUCAUCGACUGCGGCGACAUUCCCAUUACGCCCUUUGACGCGGCGCACGCGUUCAAGCAGAUGGAGCAGGGCUACCGCCAGGUGCUGUACCACCCCACGUCGGACGCGACGGCGUGGAAGCACCCGCGGAUCAUCAGCCUCGGCGGCGACCACUCCAUUGUGCUGCCGAUCCUGCGGUCCCUCAAAACCGUGUACGGCCCCAUCUCGGUGAUCCACCUAGACUCGCACCUCGAUACGUGGGACCCCUACGAGGGCUACACGGGCAUCCGGUCGAACCAGUCGGCGCUGACGCACGGCACCUUCUUUUGGCACGCGAGCCGCGAGGGGUGCAUCGCCAAGGGCACGAGCGUGCACGGCGGCCUGCGCACUAAGCUGUUCAGCCCCAAAGACUACGAGAUUGACCGCGACGUCGUGGGGUUCACGCUGAUUGAGGCGCACGAGAUCGACGAGAUCGGCAUGGAGGGCAUUGUCGCGCGCACACGGGCGGCCGUGGGCGACACGCCGACGUACCUGUCGAUUGACAUUGACGUCCUGGACCCGAGCAUCGCCCCGGCAACAGGCACGCCCGAGUCCGGUGGCUGGACGACGCGCGAGCUAAAGCGGUUUAUCAAGGGCCUCGAGGGCGUGAACCUCGUGGGUGCCGACGUGGUCGAGGUGAGCCCGCCGUACGACUCGGUGGCCGAGGUGACGUCGAUUGCCGCGGCGGAUCUGAUUGUGGAUAUACUGGCGGCCAUGGUCAAGAGCAAGGACAAGGCGGUGGGGGCCAAGAAGACGCACAAGCUUCCCCGUCAGGGCCAGGGCCUCCCGCCAACCAAGGCGACCGUGGCCCUGCAGCUCCGCCAGGUCCUGCAGCUGCCACACGUCCUGGAUGAUCUGCCACUGCCGCGCAAAGUUGCCAAUCCGGUAGCCAUUGACACGCUCCCACCAGGCGACCCACAGGGGCCGGUCCGCGGGGGCAGCCUCGCAGGCGGCAAUAAAGGCGGGCCACGACAUGGGCGCCGACCGCUUGAGGCCGCCGUGGAAGCGCGCAUAGUAGGCGUCUUUCAAGUCUUCGGCCGUUGUGAGCUGGGCCCAGAUGAUCUGCACCUGGCUGUGGACGUCGACGGACACGGGCGCGGCGCGGCGGUCGUGCAAUCCGUAGGUCUGGAGGGUGCGGUAGUAGUACAACAGGACGGCGCCGUGGAAGGCGCGUGCCUGGCAGCGGGCAAUCUCGCGCAUGGUGUGCCGGCCGGCGUCGUUUUCGUCGUCCUCUAUGAGGCCAAACGGUUCGUCGUCGACGGUCCAGGCGGCGAGUUCGUCCCCGAGCGCAGCGCAGGCUUGCUGCAGGGUGCGGAGGAUCCUGACCCCGGGACACGCCUGGGACAUUUGCUGGUAGUAGGCCAGAUGCUCGGCCAUUUGGCACGUCUUGGCGAGCAUGUUGCCCAGCGCCGGGGUGAUGCCGUACAUGUACUCGACGGCGCGUUCGCUGUCACGGAAGUUGGGAACAUUGAAGGUGGCCGUGGCUGGCUCGCCAGAGCUGUUCUUGCCUCCCACUUUCUCGUCCAUCGUCCACGGCCGGGCAACAAUCACUGGAGACGUCGUACGGGCCAAGAGCGUCAAGAACCGGCAGAUGCUGUAGAUUUGGCUGUUGGCACUGCCGCCGCCAUCGACGAGUUCUUGGUCGAGAAAGUUGGCCGGCUUUUUGAGUUGGUAGCAUGCUUUGAGGUGGACAGGGAAAUCAGAGUCCUCGCCGGCCAUGGUCUACCGCAUUUCGGGACAUCCCUCGAGGGCAAAGGAAAAGUACGUGGUCCGCCACGGGUUCCCAGGGUGGUGGACGGGCUGCAGCAGUUCCGCCACGUGGUUGGUGAAGUGGUAGAGGAGGUGCGCCGUCUGCGAAUCGCGGAAGAGCGGCAUGGACAGACCAAGAUGGGGCGAAGUGUCGACGACAUCGUCGAUAGGAGACGAAGGAUUAACGCACUCUGA
Sporothrix brasiliensis 5110 is the source of this 2298-nucleotide messenger RNA. RefSeq lists its product as uncharacterized. The record is from RefSeq and is a predicted model, not a curated record. The transcript is spliced from 4 exons. Gene Ontology annotation, molecular function: agmatinase activity; metal ion binding. Lineage: Eukaryota; Fungi; Ascomycota; Sordariomycetes; Ophiostomatales; Ophiostomataceae. The coding region runs from base 1 to 2298 and encodes 765 amino acids.